Molecule: messenger RNA, 1538 nt
Organism: Brassica rapa (field mustard)
Lineage: Eukaryota; Viridiplantae; Streptophyta; Magnoliopsida; Brassicales; Brassicaceae
Product: 2-hydroxy-6-oxononadienedioate/2-hydroxy-6-oxononatrienedioate hydrolase
Cellular component (GO): chloroplast envelope
Source: RefSeq, a predicted model, not a curated record
ACUUUUGCUUUAUCAUCAUCCGUCUAGUAAUUACGAGCCAACAAUGAAUUUAUUAAACACCACCACACGCAUCUUCUUCUUACACCAACCAAAGCAGAGUAUCAUAACUCCCUCUUCCUUAUCUUUCAAUGCAAAGCUUAGUUUAGAUUCUUCUAAAACCAACUUUCAGAUGUCUUGCCUAAUCUCCGGCCAGUCCUUUCGCCGUCCGGCCAAACGUUUCACCGUCUCCAAUGCUGCUUCUUCUUCUCUCUCUGGCUCCCCAGAUCAAUUUCUUGAUGGUGGAGCCCAGACCAAAGAGGAGACCAUAACUGAAACAGAGCAGGAUCCAAUAAACUUAGCUGAUCCAGACAGCUGUUUCUGUGAGUUUCAAGGUGUUAACAUACACCACAAAGUGUUUGAUCCACGGACAAUCUCUGAUGAUGCUCCCAUCACAAGCGUCGAUGCUCAAGGAACAACCCCAAAAGUCGAGUUUCCUAUGAUUCUAUUGCACGGCUUUGGCGCUUCUGUGUUCUCCUGGAACAGAGUUAUGAAGCCUUUAGCUCGCCUUGUCCGUUCGAAAGUCCUCGCCUUUGAUAGACCCGCGUUUGGACUGACUUCUCGGAUCCUUCACCCGUUUAGUGGUGUUACCAAUGAUGCAAAGCCGUUGAAUCCGUACUCCAUGGUGUACUCCGUGCUAACCACGUUGUACUUCAUCGAUUUUCUUGCUGCCGAGAAGGCCAUUCUUGUAGGGCAUUCUGCAGGUUGCCUUGUAGCUGUAGAUUCUUAUUUUGAAGCUCCAGAGCGUGUUGCUGCACUCAUUCUCGUUGCUCCAGCUAUAUUUGCUCCUCGUCCUGUGAACACAGCUGCUGGUGCUGGAGAUAACCGUGGCGAAAAUGGUCCCAGGAGCAAGUUUCUAGGGACUUUAGUUGAGUUAAGCAAAGUCAUUAUAGGUGCAAUUUCGAGAGCUUUAACGGGAAUGGCGAGUAUGCUGAGUUCUCUCUACAAGAAAGCUUUGGCAGCUUUCCUCAGAUCAUAUCUUGGAGUCAUGCUGGUGAGAAUGGCGAUCAAUAAGUUCGGAGUAACAGCUGUUAGGAACGCUUGGUAUGACUCAAAACAAGUGACUGAUCACGUCGUUCAGGGCUAUACAAAGCCUCUAAAAGCAAAGGGAUGGGACAAAGCUCUUGUUGAGUUCACCGUGGCUACAUUAACGGAUAACAAUGGCUCAGAGAAGAAACCUCCAUUGUCGAAAAGGUUACAAGAAAUCAAAUGCCCUGUUCUGAUUGUCACCGGAGAUACGGACCGGAUUGUGCCAGCGUGGAACGCAGAGAGGCUGUCACGAGCCAUCCCUGGAUCGGUGUUCGAAGUGAUUAAGAAAUGUGGGCAUCUUCCACAAGAGGAAAAGCCAGACGAGUUCAUAUCUGUUGUUGCAAAGUUUCUAGGGGAUGUUUUUGGAGGGUCACAAGGAGAGCAACAAGUGGACUUGAAGUUCCAAGGCAGUGUGUCAUAAAAUGUAACGUAGGCUCAAACAAUAUAAAAUGUAACCCUUUGCUUUUCCAUUA